AACUAUAGCCCAUCAAUUAGGCAAGGAGGGCUAGAAGUGGGUCUCUUCAGAUUUUUGUAUGCUAUAAAAUCUUCUCCUUCUGUUGCGUGAAUGGAAUUUCUUUUCUCUAUCAAAGAGAGGAAAAACCCAGCGGUAAAACCCUAGAAUCGUUCUGUACAAUGGGAUGAGAAAAACAGAGAUUAUUUUCCUGCUAUACGUCUCUUCCUCUCAAUUCCUGAAACUAUUACCAAUGGCUAUCUUCGCAACCUAUACCAUAAGGCCUUGACCUGCGUUAAGCGUCAGUAUUGUCUCUCUCAUUCUCUAUCUUUUCCUACCAUUGAUCAAUUGUUGGUGGAAGGGAGAAUUCUCGAUAUUAUCUGCAAAAUAGAAUAAGCCAUAAUGGCAGGGAGAAAUCAUAUGCCUCGACUUCCUUUGACUGAUGGGCAACAUGUAUUCCCCCCUGAAGGCCCAUUUGUGCGGGGCAUGUUGCCUCCACCACCUCAUCCUGCUUUACUGGAGGAAGAACUUGAAAUGCAGCAUAUCGAAAUGCGUAGGCUUUUGGCUGAAAAUCGGAGGCUAGCUGAAGAUCAUAUCAUCCUGCAGCAGGAGCUAGGUUUUGCGAAGGAAGAAUUGCAUCGUAUGAAUAUUGCCAUUGCAGAUAUUCAUGCAGCGAGAGAAGCUCAUUCCAGAGAGCUUAUUGAGAAGGGAUUGAAACUGGAAGCUGAUCUACGAGCGACUGAACCUUUGAAAAAUGAAGUACUACAAUUGCGUAUGGAAGUUCAGAGGCUGGAUUCCUCAAAGAAGGAUCUGGAUGCACAAGCUCAGAACCUGACAAAAGACUUAGCAAGGUUACAAACUGAUAAUAAACAUAUUCCCACUUUGAGGCAAGAGAUUGAUGCACUACACCAGGAGCUUAUGCAUGCUAGAACCGCCAUUGAGUAUGAAAAAAAGGCAAAUUUUGAGUUGAUGGAACAGAGGCAGGCAAUGGAGAAUAACUUAGUUUCCAUGGCACGUGAAGUUGAAAAGCUACGUGCAGACCUUGCCAGUGUUGAUGGUAGGCCAUGGGCUGCCGCUCAAGAUGGAGCUUACGGGAUGAAACUCAACAGUACUGAUGGAGGGUUUCCUUCUGCUUAUGGGAAUAGAUUUGGGGCUUAUCUGGGUGUUGCUGAUAAGGGUCAUCUUUAUGAAGCUGGCUCUGGUUCAUGGGGGCCUGAGAGCCACCCCCGCCUUGCACGUCGCUGAGAUCCGAAAAUUUUUCAUUUGAAGUG
Molecule: messenger RNA, 1247 nt
Organism: Macadamia integrifolia
Lineage: Eukaryota; Viridiplantae; Streptophyta; Magnoliopsida; Proteales; Proteaceae
Product: protein FLX-like 3
Exons: 5
Coding region: 379-1221 (280 amino acids)
Source: RefSeq, a predicted model, not a curated record